AUGACGUCCAUACAAGGUCAUAUGGACGCCAUUAAGCUGGUCUCAUGGACUCUUGCAAUCGCUGUGGUGGUCGUUCUCAUUGUGCGGCAGAUUGCAAAGACGAUUGUUUUCCGAAAGGUUGGCUUGGACGAUAGUUUUAUUCUCAUAGCAUCUAUAUUCGCCAUCAGCUUAUCGGCUACUGUGCUCAUCCUUACAGCCAACGGUCGCGCUAUGUCCUUCUCCUUGACCUUUUCACAGGCAGACAUUCUUUCCAAGGGAUACUACAUAUCGGAACUGUUCUACAUAUCUGGUGUUUGCUUCCCUAAGCUCUCUAUUCUCGUUCUUUUCUUCAAUAUCGCUGCAAGUCGACAAUUUCUUCGCCGCGUAGUACUCGCUCUUGGCAUCUUCAUCUCCACCUGGACUUUAGUGUCUUUGAUAACCAUCGCAUUUCAAUGCGAACUUCCACGUCCAUGGAAAACAACCAGUCCGCAUUGUCUCAAUUUUCGCAUUUUCUGGGUUAUCUAUUGUACAUUCGACGUAUUGACUGAAAUCGCUCUGAUUGCAAUUCCCAUGAGCAUAGUCGCGGCUCUCCAAAUGCCCCUCUGCCGCAAAAUGGCGGUUAUCUCGUGUUUUUCUCCUCGCCUCCUUGUCAUUGCAGGAACGAUUGUUCGAACCAUCUGGGUCUAUCCUACCAUACCACAGCGACAUGACCACCAUCGAAUCUGGGAACCACUGGUGGCAAUGCAGGUUCACCUAUGUAUGAGCAUCAUCACUGCGAGCAUUCCAUUCAUGGUACCUUACUGUAGGGAACUUAGUCAUAGAUUGCAAGGAUCUACCUCCAUAAGAUCUUCAAUGCAUCUACAGGACAAAACGGUUGGCCAUCCGACAUCAAUCUGGUUUCGGAGACAUUUGAGAAACAGUGAUGCUGUUAUGCGAAAUUCGGAUCCUGAAGGUGCUACUCACUAUGAACUUAUACCAAGAGUCUCACCUGGUAUUCCCUUUGCAAGAUCGACAAGCCCUAUGGCGAGCGGAGCAUUACAGAUGUCACCAAAACAAAAAUCGACUGUAAAGGGUCUCAAUAUACACAUCCCUCAUCGUAGUUCU
This is a messenger RNA of Bipolaris zeicola 26-R-13, 1083 nucleotides long. RefSeq lists its product as uncharacterized. The record is from RefSeq and is a predicted model, not a curated record. The annotation marks the transcript as partial. Lineage: Eukaryota; Fungi; Ascomycota; Dothideomycetes; Pleosporales; Pleosporaceae. The transcript is spliced from 3 exons.